GUCAUUCGGUCGCCAGCGAGCGACGACGUGCGUGGCCUCGCCGCCGUGCUGCUUCGCCGCGUUCUCUUGCGCGACGAAGUCUCGCUGUGGUGCAACGCUAGCGACUUGACGCAGCACAGCGUCAAGAACGACCUGCUCACGGUGCUCACACACGAGGCCAACCCGUCGAUCCGGCGCAAGCUCUGCGAUACCGUCGGCGAGCUCGCGUCGUCCAUCCUCGAAGAAGGCGAAUGGGACGAGCUCCUGCCGUGCAUGUUUCACUGGAUCACGUCGGCGAACGUCGCGCACCGCGAAAGUGCUUUGCGGGUGUUUGAGAUGAUCUCGCUCUUCAUUGCGACAGCGAUGAGCGACUACUUUGACACGACGAUCCGGCAGCUCUUUGAGACGUGCCUCAUUGACCCGGCCGGGCACCCGCACGCGUCCUUCUUCAAGCCGUGCUUUCAAGACCUUGUGCGCAUGAUGGUCACAAUCGCGCAGACGACGAGCGCGAGCUUUGGCACGCGGCAACUGGCCAUGGAGGUGCUGGUCUCGAUCGCAGAGAACGCGCCGGCCGCGUGCCGCCGGUUCCCGCACAACAGCUUUGUCGAAGUCGUCUUUCCGAUCGCGUUUGGCCUUAUGCUCGACGUACCGGACGAGAUGCUCGAGGACGACGAAGCCAACGACGACAUCUCGAACGUCGACGUCGGCUCCGAGUCGCUCCAGCGCAUGGCGCAAGCAAUUGGCUUCAAGAAGUCUCUAAGCACGUGCUUCCGCCUCGUCACGUCGUUUGCCAACCACGGCGAUUGGCACUACCAGUACGCCGCCCUUCUCGGCCUCACGCAGAUCGUCGAGAUCAUCCCGCCGGCCCAAGUGCCGUCCGUCGUCGACCACGUGUUUACGCACCUCUCGCCCACCUUCCACCCGCGCGUGCUCAGCGUCGCCCUCGACGCGCUUGGCCAGCUCGCGACGGACCACGGCCCCGUCUUCCAGGAGCAGUACCACGCCCAGACGAUCGCGAUGCUGCUCGAGUACAUGGCGCUCUCGGCGCCGGCGCUGGCCCAAGCCAGCUGGAAGUGGAAGUGCCACUUCCAAGCCCACGCCGCCACGUCGCUGCGCUAUUUUAUUGACACGUGCCACCCCGAGGUGAUGGACCCGUACCUUGAGUCGCUCCUCACCGCCCUCUUUGCGAUGCUCUCGACGGCGCACACGAGCCGGUCGGUGCAAGAACACGCGGUCGCCGCGAUCUCGUCGAUCGCGGGCUGCUGCGGCCCUAGCUUUGCCCGCUUCUACGACAAGGUGCUGCCGCCGCUCAAGCAGCUGCUCUACGCGUGCUUGGCCGAGCUCACGACGGCGAGUGACGCGUCGACGAUGCUCUGCGGCAUCACGCUCGAAUGCAUCUCGCUCGUCGGGCUCGCCGUCGGCCCGGACGUGUUUGGUGCCGACGCGGACGAAGUGCUGACGGUCAUGACGCAGAUGCAGCACUCGACGCAGUACGCUGACGACGAGAUUCUGCGAUCGUACCUCCUCCAGGCGUGGGCGCGGCUCUGCAAGACGCUCGCGGAAGGCUUCGCGCGCUAUUUGCCGGUCGUCAUGCCGUCGCUGCUCGACGCAGCGAUGCAGCAAGCCGAGUUUGACAUGGACGACGACGAGGAAAAUGGCAUGAUGGCGGACGACGACGACGAGGACGUGCAGAUCGCGCACAUCAACGACAAGUGCGUGAGCAUCCGCACGAGCUUGCUCGAAGAGAAGGCAACCGCAUGUCAAAUGCUCUCGUCGAUGGUCGGCGACCUAAAGGAAGCGUUCUUCCCGUACGUCGAGCAAGUCACGACCGUGCUGACGCCGCUCAUGACCGACUCGGUGCACACGGAGAUCCGCGCCGCGUCCAUCUCGGCCAUGCCGUCGCUCGUGCUCUCAGUCUCGAAGCAUCUGCACGUGACCAACGGCGAUUACAGCCCCGUGGUCCAGAUGCUCGAGUAUACGCUCGGCCGCCUCUUGAACGCACUCUCGACCGAGCCCGAGCUCGAGCUCCAGAUGACCAUCAUGCAGUCGAUCAAAAUGUGCAUCGCGCACGCAGCGCCGACGGGCCUUCUCAACCACGCGCAGCUCGUGCAGCUCGUCGAAGGCUUGCUCAUCGUGCUCGCCGAGAGCUUCCAGCGCCGCGCCGUGCGCCGUGCGCGCAAGGCGAUCGAAGAGCUCGACGAAGAGGAGGCCGAGGAAGACAUGGACAAUGACGCGACCGAAGCCCAGCUGCAGUUUAUCCUUGCCGACUGCAUUGGGUCGCUGGCCAAGACGCACACGCACGUCUUCUUCCCCGUCUUCCAAGAGACGCUCCUCGACAAGGUGCUGGAGAUGGUCCAGCCGCACUGCCUCCCGGAAGACCGCAAGCUCGCCGUGUACCUCGUCGACGAUAUUUUGGAGCACACGGGUCCGUCGGCCGUCGCGCACCUCGAUACGUUUGUGCCCAUGCUUGUGGAUUGCGUCGGCAGCGAGUACCCGCCGCUUCGCCAAGCGGCUUCGUUUGGCCUCGGUCUCUGCGCGACGCAGGGCGGGCCGGCGUUUGCGCCGUAUGUGACGCAGACGGUCGAGCUCCUCUGGCAGCUCGUGCACGCCCCCGACGCGUACGACCCGAUGUACGUCAACGCGACCGACAAUGCGUGGCUGCGCCUCCUCCCGAUGCGCGGCGACCUCGAGGAGUCGGCGGCCGUCAUCCAGCGCCUCUGCGCCGCGAUCCAGUCCAAGCACCGGAUCGUGUUUGACGCGACCAACGUCCCGGCGCUCAUUUCGGUGCUGGCCGAGUCGAUUUCCGCGCAGCUGUUUGCCGACCAAGACGACGUCCUCCACGACAUUCAAAUGGCGCUGCGCAGCCUCCGCGAGCUCAUUCCGCCGCACGUCAUGCAGGCCGUGUGGUCGUCCAUGUCGCCGACGCAGCAGCAAGCGCUCCACGCGCUCUUCGCUUAG
Messenger RNA from Saprolegnia parasitica CBS 223.65, 2937 nucleotides. RefSeq lists its product as hypothetical. The annotation marks the transcript as partial. NCBI's taxonomy places the organism in Eukaryota, Oomycota, Saprolegniomycetes, Saprolegniales, Saprolegniaceae. The record is from RefSeq and is a predicted model, not a curated record. Gene Ontology annotation, biological process: protein import into nucleus. Gene Ontology annotation, molecular function: nuclear import signal receptor activity. The transcript is spliced from 7 exons. Gene Ontology annotation, cellular component: cytoplasm; nucleus.